GUACCAGUUAGAUACCAUAUUAUAUCAAUGCCUCUGUGUAACUCAUAUAUCUCCUAUAUAUAUAGCUCACAAGCCUAAUUCUAUUGCAUUACACUUAUUAAACAUGGCUUUCAAUCUGUCUAUACUGUCUGCCAUUUCUCUCUUUCUGUUUCUCAUUCUAUUCUCUCCAUGUCUUGCAAACUUCUCCACUUCAACGUCUGGGGCACCACAGACAUUUUGCAACUUUACGCCUCACCCAUCCUUCUGUAAAUCAUCCUUGCCUUCUAACAAAUCUGGCAACAUUCAUGACUAUGGCAGAUUUUCCAUUCAUCAAACACUAUCACAUGCUAGAAAGCUUCUUUCCCUAGUUCAAUAUUUCCUCAGGCUCCCCUCAAUAGUGUUCCCUUCUAGCACUAUUGGUGCCCUUCAGGAUUGCAAAUUCCUAACUCAACUGAACAUUGAUUCUUUGUCAUACACGUUAAGAUCUAUCAAUUAUACUAAUACUCUUCAAAGCCUGGAAGCAAGUGAUCUGCAAACCUUGCUUAGUGCUUCUUUGACCAACUUACAGACAUGUUUAGAUGGGCUUCAAGUAUCAAGACCAGCCUCAGGCAUCAUUGAUAGCUUGUUGGGUUCUCUUUCUAAUGGAACCAAGCAUUGUAGUAUAUCUCUUGCAUUUUUUACACAUGGUUGGAUUCCUGCUACAAAGAAAGGUAGAUUUCUGCUAUCAGAAAGAGAGCACACAUUUUCCAACUUGAGAAAUAGUAUCAAUGAUGGUCUGCCAUUAAGGAUGUCAAAACAAGAUCAAGAAAUUUACCAGUCGGUGAAUAAAAGAAAGCUUCUUCAAGCAACUGUGAAUACUAGUGUUUUAGUGAACCAAGUGGUGAUUGUGGACAGGAAAGGAAGUGGGAAUUUCACAACCAUUAAUGAUGCAGUUGCUGCAGCACCAAAUAAUACAGAUCUUAGCGGUGGCUACUUUUUGAUUUAUGUGAAGCAGGGACAGUACAAAGAGUAUGUUUCCAUUCCAAGUAACAAGAAGAAUAUAAUGAUGAUUGGGGAUGGCAUUGGCAGGACAGAGAUUACUGGUAAUCGGAGCGUAGUUGAUGGAUGGACUACAUUUAAUUCAGCAACAUUUGCUGUUGUUGGGCAAGGAUUUGUUGCAGUGAACAUAACAUUUCGCAAUACAGCAGGAGCGAUUAAGCAUCAAGCAGUAGCAGUUAGAAAUGGGGCAGACAUGUCAGCAUUUUAUAGCUGCGGUUUUGAAGGGUAUCAAGACACCUUGUAUACACAUUCUCUAAGGCAAUUUUAUAGAGACUGUGAAAUAUAUGGCACCAUAGAUUACAUAUUUGGUAAUGCUGCCGUCGUUUUCCAGAACUGCAGAAUUAAUUCAAGACUCCCAUUAAAUAACCAGUUCAAUGCCAUAACUGCACAAGGUAGAACUGACCCUAAUCAAAACACAGGCAUUUCAAUACAAAAUUGCAGUAUAAAAGAAGCUAAAGACUUGGCUACUAGCAAUUUGACUAUAAAAACAUAUUUAGGCAGGCCAUGGAAAGAAUAUUCAAGAACAAUUUUCAUGCAGUCCUACAUUGCUAGUCUAAUUGAUCCUGCUGGAUGGACUCCAUGGUCAGGAGACUUUGCACUCGCUACACUAUAUUAUGCAGAAUUCAAUAAUACUGGUGUAGGAUCAAGAACUGAUAAUAGGGUUACAUGGGCAGGUUAUCAUGUAAUUAAUGCAACUGAUGCAGCUAAUUUUACUGUUACCAAAUUUGUACAAGGAGAUUCUUGGCUGCAGGCAACUGGAGUGCCUUAUAGUGGUGGUUUAAUGUGAUUACCCAUGAUCUGUAUCUUGUUUAUUGUUCAUUUUUCUGCUGAGAAUUGACAUAAAUAAUAACUUGUAUUUUUUUAUUGUUAA
Messenger RNA from Ricinus communis (castor bean), 1888 nucleotides. Its product is annotated as pectinesterase-like. Bases 104 to 1804 code for a protein of 566 amino acids. NCBI's taxonomy places the organism in Eukaryota, Viridiplantae, Streptophyta, Magnoliopsida, Malpighiales, Euphorbiaceae. Gene Ontology annotation, molecular function: pectinesterase activity; pectinesterase inhibitor activity. The transcript has 2 exons. Gene Ontology annotation, biological process: cell wall modification. The record is from RefSeq and is a predicted model, not a curated record.